This is a messenger RNA of Alternaria burnsii, 2448 nucleotides long. RefSeq names its product origin recognition complex subunit 4. Lineage: Eukaryota; Fungi; Ascomycota; Dothideomycetes; Pleosporales; Pleosporaceae. Gene Ontology annotation, biological process: DNA replication initiation; DNA replication. Gene Ontology annotation, molecular function: DNA replication origin binding; ATP hydrolysis activity. The transcript is spliced from 2 exons. Bases 1 to 2448 code for a protein of 815 amino acids. The record is from RefSeq and is a predicted model, not a curated record. Gene Ontology annotation, cellular component: nucleus; nuclear origin of replication recognition complex.
AUGGACGACUCGCCGCGAUCUUCUAAGCGGAGAAAGCUCGAUACCUCGGAGCGCACCGAACCGAGCCCAUCAACAAAGCCGUCGACACGGAAAGUCUCUGGUAGGCUUGCGACCAAAUCCGCCACAACUACGAACGGCGACACUGCACAGGAUGAGGUCAAGAAGCCAGCACCAGUACGCAAGGGUCGAUUGACCAAGGGCGCAACAAACGGCACACCAGCCAAGCGUGCAGCAGCGGCAGAAGAGAUUGAUGUCUAUGAUGAUAUCGAAGGCGCAUUGAACGUUGCAGCAUCCUCGCGACCAGUCCGAGCCCGCAAACCGACAGAGAAAGCAUCCAAAGAGAACACACCAAUUGCUGCGCACAACAAGGAGGAGAUACAAACAGCCAUCCCGCCCAAGCGAGGAAAGGGGCGACCUACGAAAGCGGAAGUCGCAAGUCGGAACGCUUUGAAAGAGGCAAGCGAUGCAAAGGGCGAAUCGCAAGAUACUGUCACGCCUGCGAAGGCUGCCCGAAAGCCAGCUGCGUCUGCGCGCAAACCAGCAGCUCCACGAGCAAGUGCUCGGAAGAAGAAAGAGCCUAGCCCUAUCGCAGAAGAGGAUGAAGAAGCAGAUGAGCUGCAGAACAACACCAAGGCCACUAAGAUCUCGAGGCCACGCUCGAUACGGAAGCCAGCGACCGGUACAAGGAAAAAGGCUACAGCGCUGGAAUCAGAGUCGGAAGAGGCAAUUGCAGCGACGCCCUCCAAGUCGGUCAAGCGACGAAAGCCUGUAGGAGAACAAGCAAUCAUACCGGAGAGCGCCGACGAACUCGGCGACGGCUCUCCCACAACCAACAGGAAGCUGACUGCUAGUGAACGAAGACGCUUUAACCGCACCGAUCAUAUCGCCAACAAUGAUGAAGAGCGCUGGUCGAAUGCCGAAGACCAGGCCAACGGACACGACGAGGACGAGAUGGAUGUAGACGGGAACAGCCUCCUGGAUAGUGUGCUGGACCCCACAGAACCGAGUCCUUUCAAUAAGCCUACUUUGGCUCAGAAAGAGAAGCUCACGCCCUCGGUCAUCUACAGUAACCUGGCGCCUGGUCGUGAGCUUGAUCUACUCAAGACAAUUGUCAUGGACCGUAUUACUGGCAAACGUCCUUCACCUCUGGUUGGUUUGGACGAUGAGUAUAAGUCUGUGUACCAACUUGUCGAACAGACCAUCACCGCUGGUGAAGGCAACUCAAUGCUUGUCAUUGGAGCUCGGGGCAGCGGAAAGACGGCGCUCGUAAACAAAGUCCUCUCUGAAGUCUCCAAAGAUAACGGUGGCCAAUAUCAUGUCGUACGACUCAACGGCUUCGUUCAUACAGACGACAAGAUCGCACUGCGAGAGAUUUGGCGUCAGCUGGGCAAGGAGAUGGACAUCGAAGAGGAUAGGAGUGGGCCAGGAAAAAACUACGCGGACACAUUAGCGACGCUGCUCGCUCUACUUUCUCACCCAUCGGAACAGACUGGCGAAGUGACUGACGAGGUCGCCAAAGCUGUCGUCUUCGUAAUGGACGAGUUCGAUCUCUUCGCUCAACAUCCCCGCCAGACAUUGCUCUACAAUCUCUUCGACAUCGCACAAUCACGAAAAGCGCCCAUUGCGGUAUUAGGACUGACGACACGUAUCGACGUGACUAACAGUCUCGAGAAGCGAGUCAAGAGUCGCUUCAGCCAUCGCUAUGUGCAUCUCAGGCUAGCAACAACUUUUACUGCGUUCCAGGAAACAUGUAAGACCUGUUUGUCAAUACAGCCGGAGCAACUGAGCGUCGAGGAGAGAGGUAUAUUAGAAGGCGGUACCAAGAGUACACCGGCAAAGAAGGCAAAGAAGAACGACACGAAAGAAGAUGCGCUAUCACAGUGGAACGCCAACAUAUCCGAACUCUUCUCAUCGCGCUCUUUCCUUACCCAGCAUCUUGCGCCGUCCUUCUACCUCACAAAGUCCGUCCCACAAAUCCUAACCUCCUUUCUCCUUCCCACCGCGACACUUUCUCCCACCACACCCUUCCAACCCGCCAACGUACUUAACUCUCCGGACUCCAAAUUGUCCCUCAUUCCCUCACUAUCGCAGCUAUCUCUCUCCCUUCUUAUCGCUGCCGCAAGAUUGGAUAUCAUCCACGACUCCGACACAUGCAAUUUCAACAUGGCCUACGAUGAAUACGUCACUCUCGCAUCACGAGCCCGCAUUCAGUCAGCAGCCGGCGGACUGAGUUCGAGUAGCGGAGCGAGCAAAGUCUGGGGCAAAGAUGUAGCGAGACGAGAAUGGGAGGGUCUCGUGGACCUGGGUUUGAUUAUGCCGGUCAUACAAGGACAGGUUGGCGCUUUUGGUAUGGUGAGAUGUGAUGUUGCUUUGGAAGAGGUGGGUGAGGUGUUGAAGGGGAUCAAGGGUGGGGACAAGGGCUUAGAGAGGUGGUGUCGAAGUAUUUGA